Messenger RNA from Sceloporus undulatus (fence lizard), 2780 nucleotides. RefSeq names its product glucose-6-phosphatase catalytic subunit 1-like. Gene Ontology annotation, biological process: glucose 6-phosphate metabolic process; gluconeogenesis. The coding region runs from base 105 to 1178 and encodes 357 amino acids. The record is from RefSeq and is a predicted model, not a curated record. The transcript is spliced from 5 exons. Gene Ontology annotation, molecular function: glucose-6-phosphatase activity. Gene Ontology annotation, cellular component: membrane. NCBI's taxonomy places the organism in Eukaryota, Metazoa, Chordata, Lepidosauria, Squamata, Phrynosomatidae.
AAGCUGCCAUACACAGGAGGGGAUAAAAGGCAGUGAGAGCUGUAUAAGGCUCCAGUACAGCCUCAGCACAGACCCAAAUAUCCUGUCGCUCAACCCUCAAGAGCAUGGAAGCCAGUAUGGACCUUCUCCAUCACACUGGCAUCCAAGCCACACAUUAUCUCCAAACAAGCUACCCAGGAUCCCAGGACUUGUUCCUCUUUGUCUCUUUUGCUGCCGAUCUCCGAAACACCUUUUUUGUUCUCUUCCCCAUCUGGUUCCACCUCUGCGAAGCAGUGGGUAUCAAACUCAUCUGGGUGGCUGUGAUUGGUGACUGGUUGAACCUCGUAUUCAAGUGGAUUUUGUUUGGACAGAGACCCUACUGGUGGGUACAUGAGGCCAGUUUCUACCACAACACUUCAGCUCCUGUGAUCCAACAGUUCCCAAUGACUUGUGAAACUGGCCCAGGUAGCCCCUCUGGCCAUGCAAUGGGUGCAGCUGGUGUGUACUAUGUGAUAGUUACAGCCAUCCUCUCCAUCAUGCUGGGAAAGAAGCAGCCAUCAUGGAAAUACCGCUUCUUACAGGCCAUACUGUGGACCACCUUUGGAGCCAUCCAAGUCUGUGUCUGCCUGUCUCGUGUCUUCAUUGCUGCCCAUUUCCCCCAUCAAGUCAUUGCUGGUGUCUUCUCAGGCAUGUUGGUGGCUGAGUCUUUUCAGCGCAUACACUCCAUCUAUGAUGGUAGCCUGCGGAGGUAUUUGGGUACCACCCUUUUCCUCUUCUCCUUUGCCCUGGGAUUCUAUCUACUCCUCAAGGUGCUGGGUGUGGACCUCCUGUGGACCUUGGAGAAAGCCAAGAGAUGGUGUGACCAUCCAGAGUGGGUGCACCUGGACACCACACCUUUUGCUGGCCUCCUGCGCAACCUGGGUGUGCUCUUUGGGCUGGGACUGGCGCUUAACUCCCCAAUGUACAUGGAGAGCUGCAAGGGGAAGCAAGGGCAGCAGCGGACCUUCCGAAUGGGCUGCAUUGGGGCAUCGCUCCUUAUCCUCCAUCUCUUUGACUCUUUUAAGCCUCCUGCCAAAGUGGAGCUGCUCUUCUAUCUGCUCUCUUUUUGCAAGAGUGCUGCUGUGCCCCUGGCAGCAGUUGCCUUCAUCCCCUACUGCGUCUCCCAGCUACUCAGUCAGCAGGACAAGAAAACUGACUAGUAGUGAAGACUGGAACUUUGUAUGGAACCUAAAGAGAGACACUAAGAGACCUCAGGGCAAAAGGACUCAGCUUUUGGGGACCAUCUUAAACUUGGUUUUCUGGGUCAUUCGGGUCUUGUGGGUCCCUGUUUGGGUCAUGGCCUUUGCUGGAUGGAGAGUGAGGCUGACCAAGCUGCCCCUUAACAUACCCACUGUUAUUACCCAUCUGGUACUGCUAAUAGGUGUGAAUGUCUGUGCUCUUUAGAAAAGAAGCAGUCCAUCACCAGCCCUCUUGACUGCCACCAGGAAAAUCAGUUACCAGCUUGAUGCUUUCUGCCUGAGGUCACCCAAAUGCUCUGUAAGAAAAAUCUUCCAUUGCAUAUGUUGGUGGUGGUGGUGGCCCUUGGGGACAAAAUCUAGAGUUUUUCAGCCAGGACAUCUCCAAUUGACCACCCAGAACAUAGGGCACUAUGGCAACCAUGUUAGCACUAGGACCUGGUCCCGUUUGGGCAUGACAGAGCCCAUUAAGGCUGAUACUGUGUACUGCAGUUUUCAUUCUUCCUAUUUUCAUAAAAACAUUUUAUAGUAAUGGAUGGCCAGACAUGCAUUUCACUUUGUUACAGAUGUUAAUUUUAUUAUUUUUAUUUUUAAAAUAUAGUAUAAUUUUCUACCCAUGAAACAGUGCUUUUCCCAAAUAAAUGUGUUUAGUAUCAGGGUAGCAGAGACAAACUCUGUUUUAUUCCUAUAGACAUGAUGGUGCUAUGAUGUGGAUUUAAAAUCGAAAGCAGACAUGCUCAGAAUAUUUUUCAUUACUUUUUAAGAGGAUUAGAAACUCUCUCUCACAUACACACACACAUGCACACACACACACACACAUUUUAAGACAUCAGGAAUAUAGAAGCAGUUGUAAAGCACAGAAUGGCAAAACUGGGGAAACAAACAUUGCAUUUAUGAUGCAUAAAAAAUGUUAUACACAUGAUCAUAAAAAGCUGGGAGGAUCCAUAACACUGUUAAACUCAGGGUCCAAAUGAGGUAAGAAUCACAAAACCCUCCAGAUGUUGUUAGACUACAGCUCCCAGCAUUCCUGAUCAUCAGCUAUGCUGAUUAAAGCUGCUGGGUCUUGCAGUUGAACAAGUUCUGAAGGGCUGCAUGAUUCCAACCCUGUCUACCCAGCAGCACCACUGAUGCUGCUUUGCGGCAUGAUUGACAAUAGAAGAUCAGGAAAGAAAAGCUCCUUAACCAGUGUCAGUCCAUCCCUGACAUAAACCAGUACUAGCUCAUAUCUUGGGGAGCAUCUUCCAAAAGUUCAGCUGCCUAAAGCAGUGAGGUCAAAUGGUCAGCCUUGUACAUUACAGACAAAACAUGGAAAUAACCAUGUUGACCAGGGGAUUCUGGUAGCUAUAAACCAAAACAGUAACAUUUCCAAACUUUUCAUAUGGAGACUUUUUAUCACGGGAGGCGGGGUCACUGUAAUAUUUUCACUUGGAAAGGAAGUAGUGUUGAGGAAUCUACUUCUGCCUUUUGCAGUCUGGAAAUAGUCUAUAUAAAUGUCUCUGUACCAUUGUGCCUAGACUCAUUUGUUAUGAUGAAUAAAGCAUGUCAUUUGUUUCAUUUGCAAAAGAA